AUGGAACAUCCUGGAGCGCUUUUGGCACAGUCAAUCUGCCAGGAAAGAGCAGAGAAGGGACAGCUCACCUCAGAAGACAUGUACUGGACAUUUAUGGACUGGAAAAUACUGAUGACCAUUGUUCUUCUAUGGGACCAGCUUCAGGCCUUGGAGCUCCGUCCUACAAGAUGGCCUCUGUAUUCCCAGAAGCCCCUGGUUUUGGCCUGGAACGCUCCCACUGAGGACUGCACCCCCCGCCACGGUGUCCGCUUUGAGCUGGAUCUGUUCCAAAUCGUCGCCUCACCCAAUGAAGCCUUUUUCAGACAGAACCUCACCAUCUUUUACAAGGAAAGGCUUGGUCUGUACCCUUAUUUUGAGGAAGACAAAUCGCCGGUAAAUGGAGGGUUACCCCAAAUGGCCCAUCUCUCUCGACACCUGGAGAAGAUGCCAGAGGUGGUGCAAAAAUACAUCCGAGAGCCAGAUGCCAAAGGACUGGCUGUGAUCGACUGGGAAGAAUGGCGCCCUCUCUGGAUCCGAAAUUGGGACGCUAAAGAUAUUUAUCGUCAGCAUUCGAAAGAGUUAGUGAGACAGAAAUACCCCACGUGGCCAGAGGAGCAAGUGUACAGAGCGGCGCAGCAAGAAUUCGAGUCAUCAGCGAAAAAAUUCAUGUUGGAAACGUUGAAACUUGCCAAAAGCCUGAGGCCCAAUCAGCUGUGGGGGUUUUAUCUAUUCCCCGACUGCUACAAUCACGAUUAUCGAAGGACUUUGGAGAAUUACACCGGUCGCUGUCCUGAUGUGGAAGUGGUCAGGAACGAGCAGUUGAAGUGGCUGUGGGAGGAGAGCACGGCGCUGUUUCCGUCCGUCUACAUGGGUCUGAUGCUGAGGUCGUCGCGCUCGGGGCAGCAGUUUGUGAGGAACAGGGUGAAGGAAGGCAUGCGCUUGGCCUCGUCUGGAGAAGGGCUGGCCAGACCCGUGUUUGUCUACGCCAGACCCACCUACGCCAACUCCCUGGUGCCGCUGACCGAGAUCGACCUUGUGUCCACCAUCGGGGAGAGUGUGGCUUUAGGAGCGGCUGGUAUUAUCCUGUGGGGGGAUGUGGCCUACGCAAGCAGCAAAACGAGCUGUUUGGAGCUCAAGGCCUAUCUCCAGGAUUCUCUGAGCAAAUACUUACUGAACGUGUCCACAGCAGCAGAGCUCUGCAGCCAGACUCUGUGCGGUUCUCACGGACGGUGCCUUCGCCGAAACCCGGACACCGACAGUUACCUGCACCUCAACCCCCUCACGCACGCCAUCGCCACUCAAAAUGGCCGUCUGGCGGUGACAGGAGAGCUGGAUGAGGCGGAGAAGACAAGAUUCCAGAUGGAUUUUCAGUGCCAGUGCUACAGCGGCUACCAAGGAGAGACCUGUCAGCAGAAGGACCCCAUGCACCAAAGAGGAAACGCAAAUGUUGCCAAAGCCUCCAUCAUUUCACACUGCCUUUUGUUGUUCGUGGUCAUGAGACUCGCGUCGCAGAACCCGCAGUCCUCACGUAGUAAUUAUCCAAGAUGA
Molecule: messenger RNA, 1527 nt
Organism: Knipowitschia caucasica
Lineage: Eukaryota; Metazoa; Chordata; Actinopteri; Gobiiformes; Gobiidae
Source: the annotation of a GenBank genome assembly